Esox lucius (northern pike) is the source of this 2125-nucleotide messenger RNA. RefSeq names its product zinc finger protein 354C-like. The transcript is spliced from 2 exons. The record is from RefSeq and is a predicted model, not a curated record. Gene Ontology annotation, biological process: regulation of transcription by RNA polymerase II. The coding region runs from base 248 to 1525 and encodes 425 amino acids. NCBI's taxonomy places the organism in Eukaryota, Metazoa, Chordata, Actinopteri, Esociformes, Esocidae. Gene Ontology annotation, molecular function: RNA polymerase II cis-regulatory region sequence-specific DNA binding; DNA-binding transcription factor activity.
AAUAUCUUCAAAGGUCUGUAAGCUGCAUUUUACAGUAGUGAACUCCCAUCCUAUUGGCGGCGCUGUUAUGCAUUUUCGGGUUUGCCAACCAUUCGUGUUUUUCUCCCCCCAUAUUGUGUUUCCUUGACUAGAACACGGAAGUAAUAUUGGAAGUGAGUUCAUUUUAAUUUCACACAUUAUUUCUGUAAAUUAAAUAAACGCAGUGUGACCAAAUUGAAUAAGCCACUCAACUCUGAUUUCACUAAGAAUGUCUAAACUACAGUCGCUUCGUGUGUUCUUAAACGAACGCUUAACGGCGGUUGCUGUGGAGAUUUUCGGGGAAGUUGAGAAGACGGUAGUGGGGUACCAGGAGGAGAAUGAUCGGCUACGGAGAAUGCUUCGGAUCACACAGGAGAUAUCGCUAUGUAAAAUAGACCUCUCUAGCUCUGAGGAGGUUCCCCCUGAGCAGCAGUUCUGUGAGCAGGAGUGGAGCCCCAGUCUGUGGCAGGAGGACCCAGAGUCCACACAGAUUAAAGAGGAACAGGAGGAGCUCAGGACCAGCCAGAAAGUGUUUCAAGGCCUCGGGGCUGAUAUUGUAGAGUUUAAGUUCACUCCCCGUGUUAAAAGUGAAUGUGUUCAGGAGGAUCCAUUUUGUUCCUUGGCUCUUCCCCAAACCCUGACUUUGGAGAACAGAGAGAAUGAUUCUAAACAAUUGGAUCCUAACUCUUUUGUCCCUCUGACCACCCAAAACAUUUUCAAUGAUCCCUGCGACCCUCCAGAUCUAAAUGGUCUGAAAGGUGCCUCCAGUCUCAGCUUGGCCAGAAGCAGAGACCCAGAAGGACCUGCCAGCAGUCUACCAUUGGACACUCCACCACUGGAUCCCAACCUACCGUCUUAUCCAGAUCCACCAUUAGAGAAACACUGGUCCAAUCCCGGCACUGUCUCUAGAAAUACUUACUGCUGCCUUUACUGCGGUGAAACAUUUGUCCUGAAAGCUGACCUGCAGAGGCAUGUUGCUCUCUCCAAGAAGAGACCUAGUGAAUGUAACUUCUGCAGGAAACGCUACAACUCCACCUGUAAACUGAAGGCCCAUGUCAGACUCUGUCAGGGCGAAAAAUCCUGCACCUGCCCAUUCUGUGGCAAGACCUUCAAACAAAAAGGAACUCUGUCAAUCCACAUGAGGAUUCACACAGGAGAGAAGCCAUUUAGCUGUGGCAACUGUGGGAAAUGCUUCAGUCAGAAAGGGCACCUAACAAUGCAUAAACUAAUUCACACAGGAGAUAAACCAUUUAACUGUGAUUACUGCGGCAAAAGCUUCAGUCUCAAGGAUAACCUAACCAGACAUAAACUGAUUCACACAGGAGAGAAACCAUAUAGCUGUGGUGACUGUGGUAAAAGCUUCAAUCAGAAAGGAUCCUUGAAAAAGCAUAUAUUGACUCACACAGGAGAGAAACCAUUUAGAUGUGACACUUGUGGGAAGAGUUUUACUCAAAAGUCAUAUUUACUGACACAUGUAAAAAAUGUUCACAAUGAAAGAACACUAUAAGAAUAAAUAAAGGGGAAAAUAUAUGCUUUUAGAUCACAAUAAAAAGCAAGUUGUGAUCUAUGUAAUCUGUAUAAAUAAAGUGUUUUGGUUUGAAUGACAAGGUAAUGACCUUACAGUAGAAUCUGUGCGUUGGAUUGAUCAAUAUGAACGUUUGCUAGAGAAUGUUCGUAAAUGUAAAUACAGACGUGAGUAGAAACUUUCUUUAACUUUAUCCAGUGAUAAUUUUCGUUUUUGACAAGCUAUUUCAUCUUUCACCGUUUGGAUUAUAUAUAGGCAAUUGUACUGUAAGCGCGAAUGUUUCAUACUUGCGGAGCUGGCUUUACCGUGGCUUACAGUUGGUUAAAAACCAACGGAAACACCAGUUUAACAGCAUAAUUCAUGUUUUCCACUUACAAUUUCAUUUUGACAACGAAUUCAUGCUUUUUCAACUUUCCACUCAAUCUGGUUGUUUGACGCAACCGUUCUACUGCUUGAUUCAAACACCGUUAUGCUCCAAUGUUGUAGUAAACUCUAUUUUCUGUUAAUUCUUGAGCCUGCAAUGCUUGAAAAGCCAAUCUCAACUGUUUCUGAUAUGCUGGAACCAGUCCGGCGCCAAAAAUA